This is a messenger RNA of Trypanosoma rangeli, 6198 nucleotides long. RefSeq names its product putative membrane associated protein. The record is from RefSeq and is a predicted model, not a curated record. The annotation marks the transcript as partial. The transcript has a single exon. NCBI's taxonomy places the organism in Eukaryota, Euglenozoa, Kinetoplastea, Trypanosomatida, Trypanosomatidae.
GAAGAGCGUGCACGGAAAGAGGCUGAAGAGCGUGCACUGCGAGAGGCUGAGGAGCGUGCACUGCGAGAGGCUGAGGAGCGUGCACGGAAAGAGGCUGAGGAGCGUGCAAUGCGAGAGGCUGAGGAGCGUGCACGGAAAGAGGCUGAAGAGCGUGCACGGAAAGAGGCUGAGGAGCGUGCACUGCGAGAGGCUGAGGAGCGUAGUGUUGACGUGAAGGAUGCAGUGGUAGCAAUUGAGGAUGCGGCAGCACCCAUUUCGAGUGAGGGUUUGAAGCACAAUUCCUCCGUUGAAGUCCCUGCGUCUUUUUCAGAGGAAGCUGCGGAGUUCCGUGCUGAUGGAUCCGACGACGAGUACGAAAGCUCCUCACUCACGAGUUAUAGCGUCAACGGUCGUACUAUGUCUCAGGUUGAAAACGAUAACGGCAUUCUUGCUGGUGUGGCAGAUGAUGUUGCGGAUUUUUCUUCUGAUGCAAAUCCUACACUUGAAGUAUUUGAGCAAUAUGCAUCGCAGGAGUUGAAUCGGCUCGGCUUUACGGAGGAGGACUUGCGCUGCCGACGCAUCGAGUGCCAUCAGUAUGAGACGAUACGUGAGCCUGGUCGCUGUUUGUUCCCUCCCGGGGAGCUAAUAGGCGGCGACUUUUCCUCCGCAAACGUGCUGCUUGGCUUCUUUCGCGCCAAGCAGCUUAUUAUCUCCAGCUUCAUUCCGCGCCAGAAGAAGGUGGCGGAACGAGAGCGGCACGGCGAUCCGAGCCAGCGUUUGUUGAGCACAUGUUAUUGUUUCUUUGAGAGCGAGCUCCUUCGGGACCUCUCAGUGACGUUUGAUGACGAAGAUCUUCCACACAAUGCGCCCACGGAGUGUGUGAUGACGGAGCGGGAACUCCUCUCGGGGCCGGCGAAUACGGCAGUGAAGCGGGCACUCUCCAGGUUUUCGUUUGGGGACCCCCUCCAGCUUUGGGAGAGGGCACGGGGCCGCUCCUUCAACCUUCUCAAAGCCCGUGAUAAAAACUUGCAUCAACAACAGACGACCCACACAAGCGGUGCAACCGCAAGCAACAUUUGGGUGAGCGAGAUUGAUACAAGAAAACCGGCCACCGCUAUGAAGGUGUUUGCUGGUGGUGUUCCUUUACGGGUGGAAUGCACUAAAGUUGGCGGGCCCAUGAUGGACAUUCACGGAAGUGACGUUGAUCCGGUAGUUCUGUCUUUGGCGUUCUUCACUAUCACGAGUAGCAGCCGGAUGAAGGUCUCCGAGACGUUUUUCUUUGACUCCGCGGUUGACAUUUUUUAUCCCCACAAGAAGCGUCAGGAGCUAAUGCGGCGAAACGAGGUGGUGACGUUUGUGCCGCAGGAGUUUAUGAGCUCACUUUACCUUGUCGUGCACGUCUACCGCCCUGCCAGCGAGGACCAUGAGAACUACGUCGACCUCUACACGCGGCCUGAUCGGUACAAGAGUCAACACGUGGUCCCAAUGAAGCAGGAAACACAGCUGCUCGCCAUGACGUCCGAUACGCUUGAGGAGUUGGGCUGGGGGUUUUCCCCUUGCUGCCAGCAGAAAAAUUUUUGCUCAGAGGCGGUUUCAGUAAACAAAUUGUACCGGAAGUCUGUUAGUGAUGUUCAACUUUGCCAUCUUGUGAAUGAUGAGAGGUCGAGAAAUGCGUUACGUGCAGUUCCCUUUGCGGUAGAGCUCACGAUAACAAACUGCGGAUCGCACGAGGUGGCAUUCCCUUCGCAGUACGCGGACCCGCUUCCAGAAGAGAACGAGACGAUGGUGAGUCUUUUGAACCCUGACAUCCCUGGGGCCCGGGCGCAAACCUACCGGUAUGUUCCCUGCGCCGUUCCCAUUCUUACAUCUGGCUUUUUCAACGCCUAUCACAACGUCUACUACUUUCGCAUGAAUGCAGUGAAGUUUUUGAGUACAGGCGGUCUUCGCAAGGUACCGAAUACCCACCGCACGUACGUUAUGCAGAUUUGCGUGAAGGACCAAGACGUUUCUCUUGGGGAGGAGGGAUUGCCAUUGAUCUACGGACGUGGAUUGUCAGGGAAGACGCUGGAGACCUCUUCCUGGAGCUCGACGGUUCAUAACUGCACCGAUUUUGAAUUGAACGAUGAAUUCAAGGUGCAGUUACCUCUCUUUUUGACGGAUACGCUUCAUAUCUUCAUCACGCUCUACGCCUCUUACCAAAAGAAAAAUCCCCCCGUGGCGGGUCAACAGCGACUGUAUAAAAUUGGCUACGCGGCAUUCCCAAUAUGCCGGAAUGGCGUGCUGCGUGUGAAGCAAGAUUGGAAGCUCACGUUUGUCUCUGCUGAGCAGGCGGUGGUGAUUUCUGCCGGUGGAUAUCUUGGAAAAUUUCCGGAGGCACCAGAGUCAGCGCUAUUAAACAACGGCUUACCUAUUUUACGUGCCUCAACGCAAACACGCACGUCCAUCCACGCCUCGAAUGAAGUUAUUGCGGGUGUCCUGCGGGGUGCGACGCCUGCAUUAAGGAGCAUCGCACAGGACGACGAGGUGUUUGCAGUUUCAGGGACAAUGGUGCCGGGUCAAGUCGCCCGAGACGAUGCGGUGCUUGUCAAGCUUAUUGCUCUGAUGCGAGAGCUGCCUCUGGCAGAGGUUCUCGCCUUUUUUCCAUUUUUGUCAUUUUUAAGCCUUGCGCUUGUCAGCUCCCCUUCGUCCAACGUGAGUUUGGACUGUCGUACGGCGGCGCUGGACGUUUUGGUUGACAUGACACACAGGGCCCAGGAGUACGACAUCGCCACACAGGCCUCAAGACGGCGCCAGGGGCACCAACAAAUGCCUGAACACAUACAGACUUCUGCGACAAGAAUCUUGUAUCAUUAUCUCUCAAACAAUCUCUUGUACAGUGGGCAGCGGUAUCCUCUGUAUGCGGGUGUGGCAGAGGUGUGGCUGCAUUUGUUGGCCCAAGCGAGAAAUGCUUUGGGCGCUCCAGCGGUGAACUGCACGUCUGAUGAAGAUUUCAAAGCCACCAAUAACGCUAAGGGUAGUGCGUUGCCGCAACGGAAUAUCAAGAAACAGAUGACGGAUCUCUCAUGGUAUUUGUUUGAUAUCAUACUGCGGUCCAUCUAUCUAUUGGCUUUGGAGAACCCCGAUACCCCACGCACCAAGCUGUUACAUCCAAGUUUCUACAUAUUAGUACGAAAACUUUGCAUCCAAGUGCUUGAUGUGCUUAAUGGCUUCACCGUUGGCGGAAUUUUGGUGCGGCGGGUGGCGUUGUUUGUACGUAAUCUUGGCAACUACUGCGAUCGUGGGCAGCUGUUGAAGAUCUAUCAAUGUGUUGUGAAGUUUUUUGAGGAACGAGGGGAUACGGAGGGGUUGUGUGUGUUUUUGAAAAUAACGCUGGAGGAUCCGGAUGUCAUGGGGUUGAUGCUGCCUCUAUCGCCCCACGCCAAACCAAUUUUUUUUACCCGCAUUUUGCUUGGCGCCUUCUCACACCUGCUGAUUCACCGGGAACGUGACACAAGGGUGGAGGCGACGGAAAUGUUGUACUCCUUCCUUUGCGGUCUUGCAAACAACCCACGUAUUCCCGCCGUUAAUCUUCGAUGGUUGGCCUCACAACUCUUCUCCUUACUGAAGCCGCUGUCGCUGCAGUGGAAGACGUAUAUGCAUUUAUGCGAAAAGGUGGAGGGCGCCACUGCCAUUGCCGACAAGCGACAACUUGUCGUAUGCAUGUUGUGGAUUACCUACUACACCUCCCGCGACAUCAUCCGCCAGUGGUUGGUGGAGGAGAAGGACGGCAAGGCUCUCACUGGGUUUCUGUCCCUUAUGGCCGAGGCCCAGUCCCUUUUUCGCUACAACGCGGGUACCGACAAGACAGACUUGCACGGAGAGACGAAGACAACUAGGGAGUUGCGGGAGUGGGAUGCCCGCAUGUCGACAUUUGUGACAGCGCUGGGGUCGCGGAUAUGCAACAUAUUUCUUGAGGAUAUUCCCUGCGUCCUGCGCACGUUACGUAAUGAUCAGGCAAAUACAGCUGUGUACCCGUUUUUUGUCAUGUUGGAGAACCUUUUGAACUUGGGAAACUCCACCGUGGCUCUUCAAUUUGGUUCCACCGCCUUGUUUGAGGUUGUCUGCUCGCUGUUUCCGGAGAUCAUCAGUGGGACAGCGCGGAUGAGUGGCGGUAUGGUGCUGCUCACCUUUCGCCUGAUGAGUAGUUGCUGCCAGCACGUCCGGUCAAUUGCUGGGCGAACCUUCUUACUUAUGAGUCAGUCGUACUUCAAAUGGAACUGCUCUCUCGCGCGAAUGAAGUCGCUUACCGCCAACGCACUGGUGUCGGUGGCGGAGUCGAAGACACGUGAUCUUCACCUGGCAGGGCGGUUCAUUGAGUUUCAGUUUGAUGAGUUGUUAGCGAACGCUCGUGCAGAGGAGGAUAAUUACAAUGCACCCUCGUCGAACUACGACGAGCGAUACGAGUGUGACAGCAGCCAGUCUGGUGGCGACUCUGGUGUGAAGUACCGUUACAGUGUCGACCCCCUGUUUCUCUCUGUGCAGCGCUGCCUCUCCAUACCGACGUACCUGCUGGAGGGGGACAAUAAGGGAAAGGGAGAGGGACAGCACACGGAUCAUGGCGUGAGGGGCGUGUGCCACGGCAGCGUUUUGUCGCCACCGCGCUUCUCGGAAGAGUUUGCUGCCAUGUCUGAGUCUGCGCUCAGCCUCUUUCGUGACGUCUUACGACUGCAGGUGGAUGCCUCGAUGCGAUUUAAGGAGGCGAAAGUGUUUGCCUAUUUUAAGGUGUUGCGCAACUUCCUUCGACAAAAUGCGCUUCGGGAGGUUCUCAAGUGGCUCCACAGACUUCACAACGCACACAAAGCCAACGGGGAUAUGGCGGAGGCGGGGAUGGUGCUUGUCUUCAUUUGUGCCUUGUGCUUCCGCGUGACAGAGAUGUUUUACCAUCUUAGGGGGAAAGACUCUCGCGGGGCACGCAUGCCGUUUGCUCUCUUGACGCAUGUCUUUUGGCACGACUAUGUGCGCCUGUUGCCGGAGGUAGAUACGCUGCUUCCCGUCGACACGAUUUACGCCAUCGUGUCUGAGCUUCACGUCUGCCCUGACGAGGCCUGCUUCUUUGUGGAGGGGCAAGUAAGGGCCCUGAAGGAGGCUGCGGAGCAUCUUGACAAGGACUACUACUACGAGCUCUCCAUUGGGGUCAUUGCCAUCGUCGACAAGUACCUGCGCGCCAUCGGAGACUACAAAGGGGCGGCGAUGGUGCAUACGGCGAUGACAACGUGGUGCACAGCCAUUGCUCAAGAAGGCAAACGGCGGAACCAUUGCUACUUUCUUCUCUGGGCCCGCAUGGAGCGUGAGGAGCCCCGCAAGACGCGGCGGGAGAUGCAGGAGAAGGAUGCUUUGCUGGGCGAGCGAUCGCAGGGGUUGCCGGACGGCCGGGCCAUUAAGCGCGUGUACAAGAUGCCGCCCGACACCCCAUUGAAGGAAUUUGAGGAGUACAGCAAGGAGUACAUCAGUUCCCUCUUCGAGGACGCGAACCUCGUCGUUCUCACAGACGAUCUCGUGGAUACCCUCCCGGCGCUACCAGAGCCUGCCUCCAAGAAGAAGCGGGUGCCUGCGCACCAUCACCCACCGAACCGUUGCUGGGUCACCGUCUGUGAGGUGCAUGCAAGCCUUGUGAAGAGUGAUCCAGCGCCUCCCGACGGCUUUGACGAGUCCAGGCACCUCCAGAAGUUUGAGAGUAUUUUGUACGUCCACUCAAAGGCAGAAUCCACCGGAGCGAUGGUGGGUGACGUGAUGAACCAACGCAUGUCUAUAAGUGUCUAUGAGUUGGAUCGUGCCUUUCCCUCAACGACGAGUGCUAUUGAUGUCUGCAAGCUCGAGACGUCGCUGCUGAACGCCUAUGAAACGGCAAUAGAAACUUUACGACAGUGCAGAGUAGCCAUUGAACAGGCGCCUGAAACUGACACGCUUAUCACUGUGCUGCGGGCGGCGCUUUCGCCGAUGGGGAUCACACCCCCAGGCGUAUACAUGAAGGAGGUUAUCUCCGUUAUGAGCGGCAAUAGCGAGGUCAGGGAUGCUAUCAUCUUACUUAGCGCGACCGCACGGAAUAAGUUGUCGGUGUGCGAAAAACAAAACGUGUUCCUUUCACGGCCUGAGGACUACGCGCUUGUCUUGAAGGCGGUGACGGAUAUGGAGUGCUGCCUCAUCGCCAUGACGGAUGCGUCUGGUGAAGAUAAUGAAUAA